Molecule: messenger RNA, 1022 nt
Organism: Spinacia oleracea (spinach)
Lineage: Eukaryota; Viridiplantae; Streptophyta; Magnoliopsida; Caryophyllales; Amaranthaceae
Exons: 5
Coding region: 135-890 (251 amino acids)
Source: RefSeq, a predicted model, not a curated record
UAAUCACUCGGAAACAUUCUGUAAGAGUUGUUUUUAAACAUUGAAGCGGAACAUGCCCUUCGUUCAAACCAGAGAAGCGAACUUUGGACGGUAGAUUUCAAUUACUGUCCCCCAAGCGAGUGAGUGAAGAAGGGAUGUUCUCAUCUCUAAAAUUGCAGGCUUCAACCCCUGCAACCCACCGUAGAAACAACUACAAAGUCGCCGGGAACCUAACCUUCUCUCCUUCUACGGCGUCUUCGCUCCGCCUUCCACCCCGCCGGUUCUCCGUAUUAUCCGUAAAAUCGUCGGAAAAUGUGCCUUCUUCUCAGCCAUCGAUUUCUUCCGAUUUUACCUCCUCCGUUGGAUCUCCUUCGCUUCACCUCUCUCAUUCGACUCUAUCUCAACGUCACAUCUCCGUCUUGAAUUUCCUCGCCUGUGCGGUUGCAAUUUCUGCGACUUGGCUAUUUUGUGCUGCGAUUCCCGCGCUUUUGGCUUUCAAGAGAGCAGCGGAAUCACUAGAGAAGCUAUUAGAUGUCACCAGAGAAGAGCUGCCAGAUACAAUGGCAGCAGUUCGCCUGUCUGGAAUGGAAAUCAGUGACUUAACGAUGGAGCUAAGUGAUUUGGGUCAGGAAAUAACACAAGGUGUUAAGAAGUCUACUCGUGCUGUACAUGUGGCGGAGGAAAAAUUGCGUCAGUUUGCAAACAUGACAUCAACAGCACCAAUGCAGGUAGCCAACGCCAAAGCAAUAACGACAGUUGAACCUGCAGUAGCUAAAACUGCAAGAGACAUGCGAGAGGGCAUUGUUAAAGGGCGUACAAUGCUUCAAGUGUUUUUUGCUGUCACCGGAUUCUCUAGGUCGGUCGUCAGUUUUCUUUCUAAUAGAUCUAAGCGUAGGUCCUUGAACAAAUAAUUUUGAUGAUGGCAGCAGUAAGAUUCAUUUUUACUUUUGUACAUAUGGCAGCAUGCAUCAUUUGCCAUUCUGAUUUAAUCGUUGUAUCCAAUAUGUUUAUGGAAUUUGCUCAAAGGAAAAGUCUAUUCUGUA